AUGUAUAAAUGCAUGGAUGUUAAUCGUUUUCAUUUCAUUGAAGGUGAUACUGAUUCAUCUUAUUGGGCAAUCGCUGGCGACCCAAAUCUUCCUAACACUCAAGCAUUUCAAGCAAUUGUUACCGAUAAACAAUUUUAUGAUAAAAACAUUUUCAAAUUCGCACCAUUUGAUUUCUUCUGUUUUGAUGAGAAAUUUAAACCUAAAUUAAAGAAUAAAGCUGAAGAAAAAGCACAUGAGAAGAAGUUAUUGGGUUUAGCAAUUGAGAAACAAGGUGAUAACAUGGUUGCUUUAUGCCCUAAGUGUUAUACAUCAUUCAACGGUUCAAUUGAUGGAAGUGAUUUUAAAAAGAUUGCACAAAAAAUGAAAGGUGUUAGUUUACGACAAAAUAAACAAUUAACACCUAAAAUUAUUUGGAUAUAA
Trichomonas vaginalis G3 is the source of this 420-nucleotide messenger RNA. RefSeq lists its product as uncharacterized. The transcript has a single exon. The coding region runs from base 1 to 420 and encodes 139 amino acids. The record is from RefSeq and is a predicted model, not a curated record. Lineage: Eukaryota; Parabasalia; Trichomonadida; Trichomonadidae.